This is a messenger RNA of Paramecium octaurelia, 1743 nucleotides long. NCBI's taxonomy places the organism in Eukaryota, Ciliophora, Oligohymenophorea, Peniculida, Parameciidae. The record is from the annotation of a GenBank genome assembly.
AUGAAAACAGUGGACUUUUAAAAUUCUAUCGUGUAACAAAACAAUAUACAUACAAAUUAUUAGCUAUUGAAUUAAUUAGAGUCGAGGAAACUUAAGUAGAUAAUACCUUCAAAAAAGGAUUUUGAAUACAAUUUCUAAACUGAAGUUGUAAAAAAAUAAUAAGGCUAUGUCAUUAAUGAAUUGCGGGCUCAAUUAGAUGCUAAAUUAGUUAACAUUAUUCAUCUAUAACUAUGCACAUUUCAUUAUUUUGAAGUCCCAUUAGCUGGCCAUAAAAAACCUCUAAUCAUUAGUAAUGAAUCCCAUUAACAUCCUAGAUUUUACUUUCACAAAUCAGGCUAAAAUGAAAUUUUAUAUAUCGAGGCACACCUUGACACCAAAUAGAUUCAAUUUUGAAGAAGCAUUUCAGAGAAAAUAAGUUUUAAGAUAUACUGAGCCAGGAGAAGAUAACAUUUUUACGACUCCAUUUUUGUAUAUGGCUAUAUUUAGUUAACAAUAAUCAAUAAUUCAUGCUAAGAUUUAAUAUGGGAUGAAAAUUCAGAAACUAUAAAAGCAAGAUUAGGAGGAGAAAGAGAGACCAAUGACUGCAUUUAUGUCAGGUAGAAUAAGUAGUGCACUAUCAAGGAGAUAAUCAAAAGAUUUAAUUCUUAUGAAUAUGAAUCUAAGACAAUACGAACCAGAACAUUAAAAAAAGUAGUUAUUGAUCAAAAGAGUUUAAUCAGCUAAACGGUUUUAAGAAACUUUAGUGAAUAAGCAGAUUAUCGAUUAAGAUAAACAAGAUCUAAUUAGAGAACGAUAUGAGCAUUCUUAGAAAAAAAAGAUUAUUAAAGAUAUAUUGAAUGUUAGAGAUUAAAUAGACUCAUAAAUAAAGGAACAAUAAAAAGUUUGGUUUACUAAUCUAUUUUCUAUACUCAUUUGCAGACUCAUUAGAGUUAAAUACAUUGUAAAUACAUUUAUCAUUAAAUUUAGGGAAUGGCUAAUCAUUUAAUGAAUGAAGCAACCAUAAUCAGGAAAAAACAUAGAACAAGACUAAAUUUGAAGUAAUACCUUACAAAACAUGGAGAAACUAUUUAAUAGAGGACUAAAUUUCAAACCUUAUAAAGUCUUUUUGUUUUUGCAUAAAUCUAAUAAAAAACAGUCAAAACUAGAGCUGAAUUUAUAUGUUUUUCAUUUAUGAAGAGCUACGGACAGAUUGGUGAAAUCAUCCAAAAAACUUAUAGAUUUAGAAGACUGAUAAGAACUGUAAUAGAUUCUUAUAGAAAUUACAAAAAAAAGGUUGGAGCGUAUGUUUAAAGAAUAAUUAUGUUAUGGAAUAAAUAUUGGGGCGUCAUGUACAAUCAGAUCCAAAAGGAAGAUAUUGAAAGUAUAAUGAUCAUUUAAUUUGUUUAGAGGUUAAGGAAAUUAAGAAGUAAAUGAAUAAGACAAUUAUUAACUUUUAAGUGGAUGAGGAAAUUAAGAAAUCACCAUAUUUAGAUGGGUAAAAAUUUAUUCGUAAUAAAUAGAAAAAUUUAAUUAAUAAUAGUCCAAAAUUAUUAUAAAUAAUUGAAAGCAGAAUUCAUUACAAAGUUUAGGUCUGUAUAUAAAAAAGGAAAGUCUGGAGCACGCGGAGCCUAUAUUGCUGCUUAAGGUUUUGAAGUGAAGGACUUAAAUUUAUUUAAAUGCGUUGACAAAUCCAUUUUGAAAGAAUUAAUCUAUAAAUAUAUGCUAGAAAAAAGAAUGAUACAAAGUGUUUUACUAAAAAAAUGA